Messenger RNA from Ichthyophthirius multifiliis, 915 nucleotides. Its product is annotated as m16 family protein, putative. Lineage: Eukaryota; Ciliophora; Oligohymenophorea; Hymenostomatida. The annotation marks the transcript as partial. Gene Ontology annotation, molecular function: metalloendopeptidase activity; metal ion binding. Gene Ontology annotation, biological process: peptide catabolic process. Gene Ontology annotation, cellular component: mitochondrion; cytosol. The record is from RefSeq and is a predicted model, not a curated record. The transcript has 2 exons.
AUGGAUAAUUUCAAGUAAUAAAAGAUAUCCAUUUAACAUUAACAACAAGUAAAUUAUUGUGAUGUAAAUUAAUAUUAUUAACAUAUAUAAUUAUAUGAUUAAUAUAUACUUGAUUAAAUCUAAAAUAAUUCAGCUUUUUACUAAAUAAUUAGACCUUAUAUUAAAAGACUAAUUAUAUCUAUUCUAAUAUUAUUUACAUCUAUAUUAUUUUUUUUACAAAUAUUCAAUGUUUCAUAAUAAAUAAAUCCUUUAAAUAAUCCGAAUGAUUUAUUUUUCCAAAAUAUUUGGUAAGAUAUUACAGAUUAAAUAAUAAAACCUAAAACAAUAAAAAGUAAAUUUGAAUCUAUAAAACUAAAAGAAAAUAAUUUAAAAGUACUUUUAAUAUCUGAACCUAAUUUACCUUUAAGUGGAGCUUCUUUAGACGUAAAUGUAGGUUCAGUUAAUAAUCCAGACUAAUUAUAAGGACUUGCACAUCUUUUAGAACAUAUGCUACUUAUGGGAAGUGAAAAAUAUCAAGACAAAAAUUUAUUUUAUGAUUUAUUAUCAAUAAAUUAAGGUUAAAUUAAUUCAUAUGCAGAGAAUGGAAAAUCUAAUUUUUAUUUUCAAAGCGCAAAUAAUAAUUUUGAGUAAAUUUUAGAAGUAUGGAGUCGAUUUUUCAUUGACCCUCUAUUAAAAAAAGAAUAACUAGAACGAUAAAUAAAUACAGUAAAUUCUGAAUAUAUGAAUCAUUUAACCAUAUAAGAUGAAAGAAUUUAAAGUUUAUUAAUUAAUAUAAGUGAUAAAGAACAUCCUUUUAAUAAUUUUUUUUGUGGAAAUUUCAACUCUUUAAUGAAGAAUCCUAAAAAUACAUACUCUGCCCUAAGAGAGUUUUUUUAGAAAUAUUAUUUUGCCGAAAAUAUGACUUUGGUAAUAAAA